AUGGCCAUCCUUGAAACUGGACAUGCAGUUCAUGUCUCUACGGUGCAGAGUUGGCUUGCGCAGCCUUCUCGCUUGGCGAAGACGCUGCGUAUUUCUUUGCCAAAGAAGGAGAUUGGGGAUGACACGGCUGCGCUUCUGAGCACUUUGACGCUGCAAUGCUGCAACCUACAAAUACUGCAGCACUUCGCUUACAUUCGAGGCAUGUGGAUGAAGACUUCCUCUUAUCCCGAGACAGCUCUGAAGACAAUGCAAGUAGCUUGA
Messenger RNA from Symbiodinium natans, 261 nucleotides. The record is from the annotation of a GenBank genome assembly. Lineage: Eukaryota; Dinophyceae; Suessiales; Symbiodiniaceae.